AUGUUUUCCCUGUCGGAGCUAGCUCCUCUGAACCAGCACCAGAGCCGGUGUAAACUCCUGAAGCCGUGGUGGGAGGUGUUCAUGGACUACCUGGUGGUCCUGAUGCUGAUGACGUCUGUCCUGGCCUGCACGGAGCAGCUGUCCCGGGACCGAGUGGUUUGCAUCCCCUUGGAUCCACUGGUCCCUCCAACCACCAGUAAUCACAGUCCCUCUUCUAACAGGGAAGCAUUGACUCCAUCUUCAAAGACCCCAAACCAUGUUCCUCGCAACAUCAGCCCAAAUACUCACACUACAGCGAGGGGUCGACGCACACAUCUGGUCUACCAGCAGUACGUCUACAUCAGCCAGGUGUGCUACCACGAGGCGUUGCCGCUGUGUUCCCGCUUCUUCCCGUACAUGGCCAUGCUGCAGUCACUGGUUCUGGUGGCCAGCGGCUCCUUCUGGCUCCACUUCCCUCACACCUCCGCCCGCAUAGAGCACUUCCUCGCCAUUUUGUCCAAAUGCUGCGAGUCCCCAUGGACAUCUCAGGCUUUGUCUCACGCCGCUCGACAGGAAAGCAUCCAAGAGAAGGAAGUAGUGGAGGAAAGACAACCGCCUCAACCUCCUCUAUCUUCAAACUCAUCUUCAGCUCCGGUAGUCCGAACCAGAGGAUCGAGCAUAGACUCAGGAACAGAUAGCCCCCUUUUAAAGAGGUUAGAUAGUGCGUCUUUUACCCCUCCUUCUCCAUGUCCUUCCGCACACUCCUGUCACUCCAACAUCUCGUCCUUAUCCCUCGGGUCCCAGGUGAACUUUCCUUCUUCCAAGCCCUCUCUCAUGGUGGACAGUCCCAGGCAGGUGAUCAGUCUGGAUAAAAGUGACGGGGAACAAACCAGAGCGCUGUUCGAAAGGGUCAGGAAGUUUCGGUCCCACUCGGAAAGCGCAGAUGUCAUCUAUAAGGUAUACUUGGCUCAGACGGUAUUCAAACUGCUGAUGGUGAUGGUGAUCUUCAGUUACACCAUCCCUCUGCUCAGCUCCCUCUCCUUCACACACACCUGUCGCCCAGAGGAAGAGGCCUUGGUGGGAUACACCACCUUCGAGUGUAUCCAUGUUCUCUCCUCUCUUCUACGCAAACUACUGCUGGCUUACCUGACCCUGCUGGGGCUUUACGGCCUGCUGAACCUCUACACCCUCAGCUGGAUUUUACACAGCUCUCUACGUCAGUAUUCCUUCCACUCACUGAAGGACUUGUGCUCUCUGAGAGAUGUUCCUGACCUGAGGAACGACCUGGCCUUCCUCCUGCACAUGUUGGACCAGUACGACCCCCUGCUGGCUCAGCGGCUGUCCGUGUUUCUGUCUCCGGUCACUGAGAGCCGGCUGCUGGAGGAAAGCUUGGAGAGGCGUUGGGGGGAAGAGAAGCUGAGAUCCAUGAGCAGUGUGGAUUCAGAAGGAAGCUCCAGACUACAGCUGGUGGCUCUUCCUCGUCUUCCUCCAGCUCUCUUCACCCUCAACCAGCUGCACGUCCUCAAGCUGGAGCUCAUCACCGAGGCCAGGUUUACUGCACAGGUAGCCAACAUGAAAUCACUCAGGGAGCUCCACCUCUACCACUGCUCAGCUGCGGUGGAUCCUGGGGCUCUGGGGGUCCUGCAGGAGCGUCUGGAGGUCCUUCACCUCACCUUCACCCAGGCCUCAGAGAUCCCCGGCUGGGUAACUUCCCUCCGAGGCCUGCACGAGCUCCACCUCUCCGGACGCCUGAGCAGUGAUAACGGUGUGGGUCGCAGCUGGGCGUUAGGAAGCCUGCGACAACUACAUCACCUCCGAGUGCUGGUGAUCAGAGGCAUGCUGCAGAGGAUCCCCGGGGAGCUGUGUGAGGUGGCGGGCAGCUUGGUGCGGCUGGAGGUCUUCAACGAGGGCACCAGGCUGCUGGUCCUCACAGGACUGAAGCGGAUGGUGGACCUGACGGAGCUGCUGCUGCAGGACUGCCGGCUGGAGAGAUUACCGUCUGCUCUACUCUCCCUCACCAACCUGCGGACCCUGGACCUGCAGCACAACAACCUGCGGACCCUGGAGGAGCUGCUCAGUCUGGCUGCUCUGCGCCGCCUCUCCUGCCUCAGACUCGCCUACAACCGAGUCCUCGCAUUACCUGCUAGUGUUGCUGUUCUGCGAGGUCUGGAGCUCCUGGAUUUGUCCAACAACCAGCUGCAGAGUCUUCCUCCAGCCCUCUUCACUCUGCACCGCCUUAGAAAGCUGUUCCUGGCUGGUAACCUGCUGGAGGUGCUUCCUGCUGAGGUGAAAGCGCUGCAGCUGCUCACAGAGCUGGAUCUCAGUGGGAACAGACUGGAGAAACUCCCCUCUCAGCUGUUCAGUAGCUGUUUGGAGCUGCACAUCCUUAAUGUGGCGCACAACUCUCUCAGUGCACUACCCAGAGGUGUUGCAGCUCUGAGUCGGUUGUGCAGGUUGGAUCUGCGCAGUAACAGUCUGGAGGAUCUGCCCGCUGAGCUGGGAUCCUGCCCCGGGUUGCAUGGAGGGGGUCUGCUGGUGGAGGACUGGCUGUUUCUCUCUUUGCCCCCCAGAGUUAGGGACUUCCUGAGCAGAUCUUGCCCCCCCUCUGGUGCAUAUUCAGAGGGUAAUUCACGCCCAGAGUCCGACAGUUUCCCGUACUUCUCUCCUACUCAGUGGAGUUUCUCUUCUGCUCUGGAAUCACAGAUAUAAGCCUCUAAUACCAGUUGUGAAAUGCAAUUUACUCAAGUAUCAAUGUUGAGGUACACUGAGUAUUUACUGUAAUUUGUUGCUACUUUCUACUUCUACUUCAAUACAUUUUGGAAGCUAAUAUUGUACCGAUUACUCCACUACACUUAUCUGACAGCUUUGAUAACUCUACAGAUUCAGCUUGUUAGCUAAUACAAAAUAUAUAUCAACUAAUAACAUGCUAAAAAAAAAAAAGGAACCAAUGAAAAGGUGCAGUCGUAGUCUCUAAUUAUGGCCACUUGAGAACAAAAACAUGAUUAUUUCUUGAUAAUCCCAGUUGAUCAGCUUGUUUCUUACUGUGCCUGUUGUAUCACUUUAUUAAAAUAACUCACUGAGUGUUAAAUGCUAGUAACUGUAAUCCAACCGGAUGCUGGUGUGUCUAUAUAUAGCUGGUUGUACUUAUCUCCAACACCAAAAUUAAUUAAAAGGACUCUUUAUGAACCUAUGCAUUACCAAUACUGACUUUUCUGCUGUUAUUAGCACUUAUCAGCCUUAUAAUUAGUAUUUCUAACAAUAAUACUGAUAUUACCACUGGGUGUUUGCCACACUGAGGUCACUUCAUGUUUAUGCAAUAAUAUUUGUGUUGAACCUUUUGAAAUAACAUAAGCAAUACAGAAAAAAGUGAAUGAAUAAAUGUUAUUUUGUACCUAU
Gymnodraco acuticeps is the source of this 3375-nucleotide messenger RNA. Its product is annotated as volume-regulated anion channel subunit LRRC8D. Gene Ontology annotation, molecular function: protein binding. The record is from RefSeq and is a predicted model, not a curated record. The transcript is spliced from 6 exons. NCBI's taxonomy places the organism in Eukaryota, Metazoa, Chordata, Actinopteri, Perciformes, Bathydraconidae. The coding region runs from base 1 to 2688 and encodes 895 amino acids.